AGUUGAAAAUUCAACUAUAUUAAACGCUUCCCGUAACCACUCUGAUGAUAGUAGAAAUUUCGAAGAUGAAUCCUUUAUACCGGAAACACAAAUGCCCAAUGCGACACAGCAAGGUAGUGGAAAUGAAAUUGAUUUAUUAUUAGAACCUAAUUUGCAAAAAUCGAGUGAAAUGAUUCGCAUAUGUACACAAGACUUCAAUGAAAAUUUAUUUGAAAACGGCGAAGAUGAUAUGAUGUUUUCGUCUAUAGUCAUACCAAAUAUUAAACACAAUCCUGUGGUUUUAACGCAUUCGUUCAGCAAUGAAAACGUGAAUAAAAAAGUAUUCCUAGAUGCCUCCAAGCCUAUGGGCUGCGAUGCGGAAAUGGAGGCACUAAACUGGUCGGCGCACACAUCAAAGAAUUGCUCUACGGAUGGGACCGCUGAAUGUGCAGAGCGAGAUGAUGUUUGCACACCAGAUCUUUUUGAUAUACCUGAAUUGGCGCAAAUGAAUAUGCAAGUUGCCACUGACGGAACGAAUGUUAGCCAAGAAGCAAAAGACAAAGCUGUGGCACAAAAAACCGUGACUGCAAAUAAAACGAUGCCAUCAACUGAAGGAACGAAUAUAAAUUUAGAAGUAAAAAAUAAAGUUGACGUACAAGAGAGUGUAUCUUCAAAAAACGACCCGUCGUCAGAUCAUCCAGCUUUACCAAUCAGCGACGGCAUCACCGGAGGUGACGGAUAUGCGGAGGAAAUUGAACUAAUGCCAACACAGGUAUUCGUACCUAUUGCUAAGCAAAAUGGAUCUCGGUUGGAGGAGCAUGUUACUUGCGCUGAAUUAUCGUUAAGCGGCAAAGAAAAUAUUCCACAAACAGAUUUUAGCCUGGAGCAAACCCAGAUUUUUGCACCCAUCAAAGCACCAACAACUGAACCAUCUGAUAGAGAUAUAAAUUUGCUUGCCGCCACUCAAAUAUUUACAAGUAACUUCAUGCGGCAAUCUAAAGUAUUAGAGCAAGGAAAACUAAUUGGUGCAGAGCGAAGAUCAGAUAAUUGCAAUUCAGCUUCUUUGGAUACCAACCAAGCACCAACAACUGAACCAUGUGAUAGAAAUAUAAAUUUGCUUGCCGCCACUCAAAUAUUUACAAGUACCUCCGUGCGGCAAUCUGAAGUAUUAGAGCAAGGAGAACUCAUGAGUGGAUCAAAUAUAUCUACGCCGCAAGAAAAGCCAAAUUGUACUGUAUUUCCAUCAGUUGAAGGAAGGAUUGAAGGGCCAAAAAGUGUUACGAGUUCCUUCGAGGAUAAAAAUAACACUUCUCAAAAGUCUGAAUUUGCAUCGACCAAUAUUAUUGAAAAGAAGCGGGGUCAUUUUAAAAAACCAAAACAAAGUAAAAGUUCCUCAAGCAAGGGAGCAAAAGAUAAACAUUCCAGUAUAAGUAGUUCACAAUCAGAAUUGGACGAUCUCCAAUUAUGCACGCCUAAAUGGAUUACUGAUAAUUUUGAUGAUCUUUCAGUGGAACGAAAUGUGGCUUCGGUAAAAAAACGUAUGUUAUUCGGGUCUGAUUCAGAGGAAGAAUCUGUUGAGUUAAACAAAUUAACAACUAAAAAAGAUUCUAAAGAUUUCGAUAGACUGCUAUCCAAUAUUAAAGAAACAAAAGCUCCAGUGAAAUUAAUUAAAUCGAAGACUUUGUUGGAUAAGCAAGAAGACGCUACUGAAGUGUGUACAGCACACAACCUAAAGGCAACAAAUAGCGGUCGAAAUAGUAACAUGGUAAUUGAAACCGUCCGACCCAUAAAAAAAGAAGAGAAUACUCCGAAAAAAGCUAUUCAACCCGAAAAAGAAGGAAGUGGUACAUCAAAGAACAAUUUACCAGAACCAAAAAAAACAGCCCUUGAAAUAGACGUUGAGUCAAGAGCCCGCGAUAAAAUUGGAAAAGAUAGUGAGCAUAAAGGCACAAAAAGGCCAAAGCUGGUAGGUUCACUUAAGGAUGCAGAAACAUCCGGAACAGAUGUACCUCCCAAAAGGAAGACCCGCUUACGAUCAAGAGCUAGUGACCUGGAGGUUGAUAAGCCAAGUAACUCGUCAGGACCUACCCAAUCAAAACUGCGGAAAGUUGAGCAAACUGAUGCACCAGAAAACAAAAAGCGUGUUACUCGGUCUCGCUCUAAAACAGAAUCUCAAGAAAGCAUUGUUUCAACGAAGUCAACAGGGUCUUCACGGGACACAAGGAAACGGAAGAAUUCGCGGAACGAGCACACAGAGUCAAAAAUUAAUUCUUCCGCUGAUAAAACUAUAACUGAAGCUUCAAAACAUACUAAAGCAAAUGAGAGAAAAGAGACGCGCUCUACAACAUCUGCUUCAGAUCAUAGUCACAAACGUAACACGAUUGUGUCAUCAGAUGAUGAACCCAAAAACUCGAAGCGUACCGCUCGAACCUUACAAGUCGCUAUGACCAUGGUUGAACCGAAAUUAUUUCAAAGUUUAGUGGACAAUUCGCCAGGCAACUGGUGCGUCGCGAAUAAUCCCACGGAUGCAGACGUUUUGGUGAUGGAUAAAGGAAAUCGGACACUAAAAUUUUUAAUCGCCAUGGCAAAAGGUAUACCGAUUGUUACAUCCAAGUGGUUGGAAACAUUCAACAGUACCAAAACUGUGCCACGCGGCGCUACCCAUUUCUUCAGAGAUCAAGAAUUUGAAAAACGGCAUAAAUUUUCAUUAUUCAAAUCAUUGGAAUUGGCAAGAAAGAGUAAAAUUUUUGAAGGAUACGAUUUCCUUACCACACCUGGCAUUUUGCCACAGCCGGCAGAAAUAAAACAAAUUAUUGAAUGCGCUGGGGGUAAAGUGCAUACUGACCCACCGGGACUUAAACCAAAUCAAAAAAUUUAUCUAAUAUCGACGGUAAACGAUAAAAAACACUGGCACAAAUAUCGACGAAGCAACAGUAAUAUUCGCAUAAUUAACAGCGAAGGUGUAAUGGCAUCUGUUAUGCGUCAAAAUACUCAACCAUUAGAUUCAAACAUUUUUGCAUAAAAAUGUUAACUAUUUGGUGCCUCUGAGAACGUAAAAUUUUCCAGUAUUUUGAAGGCUAUUGCAUACUCAAAAAUAUAACCAGUGCUAAGGCGUUGUCUUGUAUUUUAAGCGUUUUACUUUAAAUCUUUCGUUUUAAGUUGGUGUAAAAAUAUAACCUAAAUUUAAGUCGCCAUUUGUUGAAGCUUCACGACAUAUUUAAUUAAUUUUAGUAAAAACGUCUUUAAAUUUUUAGUAUACUGUUAUUUACAUGUACAUAUUUGUGGGCUGACUACUUGAAUGUUAAAUCGUACAUACACAAAAAGUAAAGCCGUUAAUGCUCGUCUAUAUUUGUUUCAUGUUUGUUUUCAAUAAAAAAAAAAAACUUAAGUACUUGGUUUAAGUAUUCUCAAUAGUAAUUAUUUUUAUUAUAUGUACGUCUACAAGAAAAUUGCAUUUUUGUUUUAUCAAUAAACGAUGAACGCGUUACAGGAA
Rhagoletis pomonella (apple maggot) is the source of this 3472-nucleotide messenger RNA. RefSeq names its product mediator of DNA damage checkpoint protein 1 (gene mu2). The transcript is spliced from 7 exons. Lineage: Eukaryota; Metazoa; Arthropoda; Insecta; Diptera; Tephritidae. The coding region runs from base 92 to 3001 and encodes 969 amino acids. The record is from RefSeq and is a predicted model, not a curated record.